Molecule: messenger RNA, 4053 nt
Organism: Symbiodinium sp. CCMP2592
Lineage: Eukaryota; Dinophyceae; Suessiales; Symbiodiniaceae
Source: the annotation of a GenBank genome assembly
AUGCCUACUGCAGGCACCGCAGCCGAGCUGGACUAUGCACUGGUCCACCCCCGGUUGGCCUCGCAUCUUUCGCUUGAGCUUGCCUGGGAUGUUCCCUUUAAGCCCCAUGCGGCGCUUAAGUGCACCCUUCCUCUUAAGUCUUUGCAGGACCUCCAGCCAAAUUUGCGCUCCAUCACUGACUCCUUUGACCCUAUUCUUGAUGACCAGCGCAAUUUGCAACCCCCGGUUGUGUCACCGCAGAGGGUCACCCUCCUGGAAAUCGAGGCUUGUGACCCCGCCUCCCUCGCCUUUGCGGAGUUUUCUGCCACCGCUGAGGCCUCAGGUUUACUCGGUAGGACCAUGGGCAGGGGGGUAAACUUGCCGACGAUUCGUCAGCCGGCCGUGUCGCAACCCCCCAAUGACUACCAGUGGUUUGGUCACGAGCACUCUGUCUGGUCCCAGCUCGCAGGCCGGUUCAAGGCUGGGGGGCCGCCCAAUGAAACCCUUUCCCUGCUCUCCAAGCUCGGCCCUGAGCAUCAUCAAUGGGCAGACGAAGCCCGGGACACUGUUUCAAAUCAUCGUGACCUCGCGGCCCUGAGGUCCCAUGCUGAGGCGCAGGCCAAGCUUGCUAAGACCGCUCAGCAGGGAGCGCAGGCGGAGUCAUAUCAACAAUGGCUGUUUGGAGCCCUGUCGGCUGGCAUGGGGCCGGUGUAUCGUGCUCUUAAAAGCCACGAACAGACUCUCGCCCGGCCCUUUCGGGACCAGUCGGCCCUUGCCCGGGCUUACUGUCGCAUGGAGUUCUGGAGCCGCAUCUGGGAUGCGUCAAUUGUGCCGCCGCAGCCUCACCUGUCUGCAGAGCGCCUCGCCUUAAGGGCUGAGGCCCUGCAGCAGGCGCAGGAUCUGUCACCGCUAUCUUGGGAGCAGGUCAAGACAGCGAGCCUGGCCACGGGCAACAAGAAGGGAGGCCUUGAUGGUUGGUCGUACAAGGCUCUGCGUAACCUCCCUGACUUCUGCUACCGACAGCUUGCGGGGCUCUUUCGUCUUGCUGAGACGGACCUUACUUUGCCGCUUCAAAUGCUUACGGUGCAGGUCGCCCUUCUUGCAAAAACCCCAGAAAAAGAGCGCCCCAUAUCUCUCACAUCGGUCCUUUGGCGAGUGUACAGCAAGCUGCGACGCCCGCUCCUGGAGAGCUGGUUAAAGGAGUACGCGGCCUUUGCCCCUUUCGACUCCGCCACCCCAGGACACACUUCCCUUGACCCAGCACUUUCUCGCUUGAUCAAGGCAGAAGAUCAUAAGUUUCGCAAAGUUACUUUCAUAACUUUGUUCGUUGAUCUUGAAGGUUUCUAUGAUGGGGUAGAUUUUUCUCGACUGAUAUCACAGGGCAAAGCUUUGUCAUUUCCACCCUUGCUUUUGGAACUUAGUCUUCAGCUUUACAAUGGGCCUCGUUGUCUCCAUGGCGAGGGGGUCAGCACUGUUGCUUUGUGGCCCCAGAGGGGCAUCCUUCAGGGGUGCCCGUACGCACCCACGGUUGCAAAACUCACCACUCAUGCUCCGCUGCAGGGCAUCUCCCAGCACCGUGGGGUCAGCCAUGCUGAUUUAUGGCUUGAUGACAUCAGUGUCGAUGUGUCUCAUGCUGACCCGGAGGUUGCGGCCUCUUUGGCCCUGUCGGCCUCCAGGAAAUUGGAGGCCCUGCUUUCCGUUGAGAAGCUUCGCAUUAACAAAACCAAAACCAAGUUUGUUGUCAAUAGUGCCAAGGCGGCCAAAGCACUCAACAGUAUGCGUGUUGAAGGCGAUCCUCAGGUUGCUGACUUGGUCCGGGACCUUGGACUUGACUCGGCAGGUGCCAAGCGCAGAAGGGUUACGCAUGCUUUGAAACGCUUCAAGGUCGGCCGCGCCCGAAACCAGAAACUUCACCAACUUGGCACAGGCUGCAAAGCCCACAGGUUGUAUGCCACUUCCAUUCUUACGGCCGAGAUCUAUGGUUGCCAGGGACAGGGCUUGUCCCCCAAAAGGCUCAAGGUCGUUCGCGCAUCCAUCUCCAGGCAUGUUGGGCGGUCCAAGUGGGGCUCUGUCGACGUGUCUCUGGACUGUAUGUCCUUUCGUUGCCAAGACCCAUUGUUGACAGUUGUCCUUGCGCAGGCUGAUGCUUUGUAUAAAAUGUUCGGCCCCUCCACGGCACAAGGCUGGGAAAUCCUAGCCCGCACCUGGAAGGUGGCCUGGACUCGCCAAGAGGCGGCCGUGCAUGGAUGGAAGUGUGUUGCAGGCCCGGUUGCUGCUAUGGUGCAGUAUUGUAUUGAUUUGCGCAUCAAUGUCAGUGAUCCUCUGCGCUGGGUUCAUAGCAGCGGGGUUCUUCUGCUUGAUGUCACCAACCCUGGCCUUUUCCUGUCAGUUCGCCGCUUUCUCACUCAGGUUGUUGCCCUUGAAAGGGCUUCCCGCUUUGGUGCAGUCCUCACGGCCCAAGGUGCCCAGCAAGGAGUUGACUGGUCAGUCCACCGAAAGCUCUUGAAGGUUUCCAAGCUUUCAUCCCCGCGAUGGGCCUUUCACGCCGUGUGGCAAGGACGCCUUCUUCCGCCGGGCAGCACGGCCACCACUGGCAGCUUUGACCUCACAGGUGAUUGCAAGCCGGCUCUCAAAGCCCUGGCCUUUGAGGCUGAAUUCCCUGGUCAGCUUUGGCGCCGCGAGCUCAAUGCCAAAGCAGACACUCUCGCAGGGUUGGUGGAGUCUCCACCCGAUCUAUUGCCAGUGCUUUUCAAUCUGCCAGCACCUUCGGCCCAAGGCCUGCUAAGCAUGGCGCCCAAGCAAGAAGGGCGGCACAUAUCCACGCAACUCCGCCGUGAGGAGCGGGGACUAUCAUGGAAAUCAGCGGCGACGAUUGACCGACAGCGGGGACGUAAGAAAGCCCGCAAACAGAAGAAGCGCCGCGAACAAUAUGAGCACGCUGGCAGGAGAACUGAGGAGGCUUGGCCGCCCCCACCACCUCCACCAGGACCUCGUGCGGAGGCGAGACAUCGUGAAGCUGAAGAGCUGCCGUACGACUUGGAGGAGCCCUCGCCUUCAGGGCUGAGGGCUCCCUCCACUGCGGCUGCUUCCAGCAGCCAGGGCCCAGCACGGGAGGAGCCCUCGCCUUUAGGGCUGAGGGCUCCACCCCCUACUGCUGCUGCAUCCAGCAGCCAAGGCUUACCUUUGCAACGACUUCCAGAAGCUGAAGAGCCACCGGUGGACCAGGACGACUCCAGCAACUGUCUUCAAUCUGACAGCAGUGAGACACCACAGCCUGCAGUCGCGCUGAAAGAUCGCCCAAGUGACUUUGGCCCUCUUCUUCAUGAGGAUGGCCUAAUCACUUUCUUAUGUGCAGCUGCGCCCCAGGUGAAGCAUCCGGUGAACCACUACCAGUGCCUUCCGGAAAGCCUUGAAGUUUACCAUGACUUUGUCACUGGUGGGCGAACAAAAGCUGCUCGAGCGAGACGGCUGGGGUUCGGAAAGUCCCGGACAGUUUACGUUGACCCUGGCUCCUCGGAACACGUUCUAAAGUUGGCGCCUCCACAAGGUCACGGGCCAGAACCGGAAGCUUGGAGACGGCUCCCUCAUAUAGUGCCGUGCACUUUGGAUGCGGGUAUUCACCUGCUCACGCUUUCUUGGAAGAGCUGCUAUGAUAUCAUCUCCACGCAUGUUUUGAGGCAGUCUAGGCUCACUCCACUUUCGGUGUGGAGGCCAGCUCCGCCGGACCUUGAUAUGGUCCGCUACAUGAUGGCACUGACUGCGGAGGCCUCCCGUUUCUACAAUCUCAAGGAUCUUGGCUUUUUCAACUUUGGUGUUGAUGCCCGUGGCUUCAUUAUGAUGUGGGACACCGCAGACUGGCUUCCAUGGGAGGGUCAAAGGGCACACUGGCCGAACAGACAGCGUGCCUCGGCUUUCUGGAGCGCGGUCAAGAGGAGUGUUCCAGACCACUUUCAGGAGCUACUCCAGCUUGUCAGCAACGCCUCGCCUGAGGAGGUGCUGCAACGGCUACGACCACUCCUUACGCAGCACUACAAGUGGUGCCUGCUACAGCAGGGAGUUUUCCUUGGUGACUAG